Messenger RNA from Rana temporaria (common frog), 1421 nucleotides. It is a transcript of the gene JKAMP, whose product is annotated as JNK1/MAPK8 associated membrane protein. Gene Ontology annotation, cellular component: membrane. Gene Ontology annotation, molecular function: ubiquitin protein ligase binding. NCBI's taxonomy places the organism in Eukaryota, Metazoa, Chordata, Amphibia, Anura, Ranidae. The record is from RefSeq and is a predicted model, not a curated record. Gene Ontology annotation, biological process: response to unfolded protein. Bases 95 to 1030 code for a protein of 311 amino acids. The transcript is spliced from 7 exons.
AUCACGUGAUGUUGAAGACGUCACGAUAUCCGCAGCCUCAGACCCGGAAGUGUUGGUUAUGCCUGCAGAUGGGUGAUCCUGACCCUGGCUCUUGAUGGCUGUGGAAACGGGCAAGACAUGCAUUGGCCUCUAUUGCGGAAAAUCCAUCCUUUUCUCCAAUGGUUCCAAUGAAACGUAUGGAGAGUGCGGGGCUUGCCCACGAGGACAGAGGUCUGAUCCCAGCAGCAUUUGCCGACAAUGUACUGGAUCUCCGGAGCUUUAUGACUGGCUGUAUCUGGGCUUCAUGGCAAUGCUACCAUUAAUAUUACACUGGUUUUUUAUUGAGUGGUACUCUGGAAAAAAGAGUUCCAGUGCAUUUUUCCAACACAUCACAGCCUUGUUUGAAUGCACAGUAGCUGCGCUAAUCGCAUUACUGGUCAGUGAACCGGUUGGAUACUUGCACAUUCGCUCCUGUGGGGUGGAGAAGCUUUCUGAUUGGUACACAAUGUUGUAUAAUCCCAGUCCAGACUACGUCAACACUGUGCACUGUACACAAGAAGCCGUUUACCCUCUGUACACAAUUGUUUUUAUUUAUUAUGCGUUCUGCUUGGUGUUAAUGAUGCUGCUGCGACCUCUGCUAAUAAAGAAGAUCGCCUGUGGGCUGGGGAAGUCGGAUCGGUUUAAAAGUAUCUACGCAGCGCUGUAUUUUUUCCCAAUCCUUACAUUGAUCCAGGCAGUAGGAGGUGGAUUACUAUAUUAUGCCUUUCCAUACAUUAUUCUGGUAUUAUCUUUAAUAACCCUGGCGGUAUACAUGUCUGCUUCAGAGAUAGAGUCUUUUAAGCAUCUUCUGAUAAAGAAGAAAAGAUUGAUUGUCCUCUUCAGCCAUUGGCUAGUGCAUGCAUAUGGGAUCAUCUCCAUUUCCAGAAUGGAUAAGUUGGAAUGGGACUUGCCUCUUCUCGCACUGGUUCCAGGGCCUACCCUCUUCUACCUGCUGACCGCCAAAUUUACAGACCCAGCACGGAUACGUCUGGAAGAAGGAAGUGCUCAUUAAUGGACAAAACGGCCCAGGAAGCUAUGAAAAAAAUGACUAAAAUAUGUCAGCAUGUCUGGACAUAUUUGAAGUGCACUUGUUGUCUACUGGACACAGCCAUUUUUUAUGCUGGACCAAUACACAUUAGAACACAGGAAUGCCCCAUCACCUGCAGGGGGUGGGCUGAGCAAAAAAUAAUGGGAAUGCAGCUAAUCGAUUGACUCGUAUCUUGUGACCUGUCGGACAUAAUCCACUGUGCUGCCUCACAUCACAUUUGUAUGAACACAGAUUUCCCAUUGUUGGUUCCACUAUGCAUGGAUGGCCAGUAUAUCUCAACCUCCUGUUGGGAAAACCUUAUUCCUGUAGAUUCACAAGCUUUUAGAAAUGCCAAAAUGAAAAGUGUAAAUACGCA